ACGUUGGUAUCUACUGUAUAGUGACUACAAGGACCAUCUGGAAUAGUGGGGAGACUAUCCAGUUUUCAAGACUUGGAGCACAGCAGUGUGUGUAAUCCAGAUAGCACUCUGCCAAUUACCACCAGUGGCUCCAUCCACAAAGUCCGGGUGGAGUACUUUUGAUGUCCAGGCAUGCUGGCACUUUUGGUUCAACAAGUGACACGAGUACAGUUAAUGUACGUAACAUCUCCAGGAUGUAUAACUCCAACUGCUGAUGGAUGCGCGAUAACUACAAUGACAGAAUCUGCAGAUUUCCUUAAUGCAUUAUCAGCAUUCCUCUGUGCAGCUCCUGACAUUGCGGGUAACGCUUUCAGUUACCAGAAGUUUUUAGAGUUGUAUGAAGAGCUGAAAAAAGUUGCUGGAUGUGCUGGUUGUGAUGUAAAUGUUCUUCUGGGUACAGAUCUGGAUUUGGAAAAUCUAACAAAAGAUAUACAGCCGACUGCGGAGGAACUAAUAGCUGCAGUAAAUCAAUUAUCAGGCAAUUUACAACUUUCAAAAGAAAUUCGAAAAACUCUUUGCACAGUGGUAACGACUGUCAACUCUGAAUGUAUACAGAGUUUACUAAAGAAAAGUCUUCCAGAUGCUGAAUCUGAUCUUGGCCAAUUAAUAUGUCAGGUUCAAUCUUCGAACCCUGACAUCCAGAUUAUAGCCAAACUUUUGGGCAAGCUCUGUGGCGUUACCAUCGAUGUGGAUUCUCUAACUGGUGCAGAUAAAGCAGCAAUUGUAGGCUUAAUUAACAGUUCUUUGGUGAAUGGUCUGGCUGGUGCUGCAGGAGGCCUUGUAGACAAUCUUACAAAUGGAGGUCUUUGUAAAGCGCUGGGCAGUGGUACUGGUGAAACUGGUGCAGUUCCUGGUUUAGUUUCUGGUAAAUGAUGAGUCCCAGGAUCCCAUCCGAAGCACAUCUGCUUCCAAAGGAGAAAACUGAUUCCGAAUCUUUGCAAACCAAUAUUAAUCAUUUUCUGAAAUUCUCAUUCUCAUUGGAUCGCCCAUGUUUUUGAGAAGUCUUGAUUGUUGCUUUAUUUCCUGAAUGAUUUCUUUAAUCAAUAAAUUUCUUGCAAUUUAAUAAAA
Pseudophryne corroboree (corroboree frog) is the source of this 1107-nucleotide messenger RNA. RefSeq lists its product as uncharacterized. Lineage: Eukaryota; Metazoa; Chordata; Amphibia; Anura; Myobatrachidae. Bases 172 to 912 code for a protein of 246 amino acids. The transcript has 16 exons. The record is from RefSeq and is a predicted model, not a curated record.